GCGUCACCGUCAUGGGCAGAGCCAUUAUUGGCAGGCCUUUGAGUCACCGGCAUUAGCAGCGCCAUUAUUAUAACUGGCAGGCUCUGCCGUCCUGGGGCCGGGGGAUGGGGCAUGCGCAGUGUACGUGAGCUGGAUCUUGCCUGUGUGCAAUGUACAAUAGACUACAAGGUCCAGAAUUCCCUGCGGCCACACAGAGGGAGGAGGCUGUGUGUAGAUAGGUGGAGAAUGAAGCGCAUGGCACUGGCUGACAGAGAGAAGGAAACUAAGAAACAGAAGCUCCUGGAGCGACUUGGUGAUGCACGUCUUCAGUAUGUCACUCCAAAUGAUCAUGACUGCAAUCAGUUGUGGAAGACAAAAUAUGCCAAAAUGGUGGUUCAUAAAGCCGAACAAACUCCAGCUAAGUUGCAUCAGGUUGUACAGAAUGCAUUUCUAACAUUACUUAAACAUGGUUGUCUGUUCCAAGACCUUGUGCAGCUGAAAGGUAAAGAUUUGCUCACUCCUGUGUCCCGGAUUCUGAUUGGCCAGCCAGGCUACACCUACAAAUACUUAAACACAAGGUUAUUUGCUGUGCCUUGGCAUGAUGAAAAACACAAGUACAGCACAGCAGACAUUUCCGACGCCUGCAAGGCUUUUUAUGAAUUAAAUGAGUUUCUGUAUGCCCAGACAAAACGUGAAUUACAGAAAUGUAGUACUGACAAGCAGAGGACAGAGCUCUGUAAUGUUUCACCUCAGCAGAUCUUUCAGGAUGGUGAACAAUCCAACCAACAGGAAGUGGAAUGCUUUAAUGUGACUUUGAUAAAUUACAUGAACCCACAGAUCAUGACCUACCUGAGGGAAGAGCCGUAUUUUGGCAUGGGGAAAAUGGCAGUGAGCUGGCACCAUGAUGAGAAUCUUGUGGAACAAUCAACUGUUGCCGUCUACAACUACAGUUAUCGAGACACUGCUACAGAAACGUGCAAAGAAUUUGGGGAUACGUCCAAGUGGCAUGUGGGCCUAAAGAUAGCUUGGGACAUAGAGACUCCUGGUCUUGCUUUACCUUUAAGCCCAGGCGAUUCUUAUUUCAUGCUGGAUGACCUCAACAAAACCCAUCAACACUGCGUGCUUGCAGGAUCCCAGCCUCGGUUCAGCUCCACUCACAGAGUAGCACAGUGCUACACUGGUACAUUGAAGUAUAUACAGGCGAGGUGUAAGACUGCGCUGGAAAACCUUUACAUUGUUCCUAGCACAGGAGAGAACAAGUUGAAAUCUCUAGAAGCUGCAAUCUUACAUCAAGCAGAAGAGAUUCACAAUGAGGUCGAAUUUGACUGGCUCCGGCAGUACUGGUUUCAAGGAAAGCGCUACACUAAAUGCAGUGAUUUUUGGGUAUUAGCAAUGGCUGAGUUGGAGGAACAGUGGAAACAAUUGGAAACCACGACGAGCCUUGUUGUAGAAGAGCUUGUAAAGGAGUACUGGACACAGGAGGAGAGGGACAAAGUACUAAAGUCUAUCUUACCAUUACUAGCAGAACGCCAUGACCUGCGUCAAGAAUGGCGACAGAGGUGCAGAUGCAGAUUAGCCAAGUCGUUACCUGUGGAUCAAAUGCCGCGGUGCUACCCUUACUGGAAAGAGGGCGAGCUGUCCAUGCCACUGCCUUUUGACCUGGGCAGUAUAUUGUCACAGCUGGAAAACCUGACAAGAGAAGAGAACUGAAAGAGAAGCCUGUUCACCACUCAAAACACCAUGCUUUAUCUUAUGGGUACUCUGGAUGGGUCUGCUACUGGGGAUGAUGCAUGGAGUGAUUAAUAGGAACAGUGGCCACAUCUUAUAUAACAACUUCCAAAAUGAAUGAAUUAGUUUUAAAGAAAUAUAUUUUGAUUUUAUAGCAUAUACUUGUUAAAUGCUACAUAAAAGCUGAUUGGUUGUUAUGGCAACUUCUCCACUGGUUCACUACGCCACUUUUUUUAUACCGCUUGAUACAUCUCCUAAGUGUCCCAAACAUUCCUAUCUGCCACCUCCGUGUUCACCUAUCCCCUUCCACACUCUGGAGGUAGAAUUACUUAUCUUUAUUUUCAAACAAUUGUUUACAGAUGAAGAGCAUUGUAAGUGACCAUAAAUGACCACUUCUGGUUACCAGCCUGUGUGCAAACAACCGGACUUAAAGACAGUGCUUUUUGGAAUAAAAGUGUUCCACCAUCUAACAUAAAUGUUCAAAUUCUGAUGUAUGCGUGGGUUCAUAGUGAUGAAAUAGGUCACAGCAGGGGGCAGAUGCACUAAGCCUUGGAGACUGGUAAAGUGGAUAGCGAUAAAGUACCAGCCAAUUUGCUUCUUUUUCCAAACCCAGCCUGCAACAUGGCACUAAGGAGCUGAUGGGCUGGUACUUUAUCUCUCUCCAUUAUGUCACUCUCUAAGUCUUAGUACAUCUAGAAGAAAGCUGUAAGAGUGUUGAUUCAAGACUCUGGUUGUAAAUUGAGCCCAAUGGGACAAUUUCCAACAUUUAUUUUUUAUUUUUUGCCUGCAGGUAAGGCUGUUAUUUUUUAACAGUGUAUAUAUUAAGAUACCAUUUAUGUUCUAGCUUUACACUUUCCCUUUUCUGUAUGAUCAAUUAUAAUCUUUAUUGCCAGUGAUAGCACCCCCUAUUAUUAAAAUUCUAACUGUAUAUAGAGGUUGAGUCUCCCUUAUCCAAAAUGCUUGGGACCAGAGGUAUUUUGGAUAUGGGAUUUUUCCGUAUUUUGGAAUAAUUGCAUACCAUAAUGAGAUAUCAUGGCGAUGGGACCUAAAUCUAAGCACAGAAUGCAUUUAUGUUACAUAUACACCUUAUACACACAGCCUGAAGGUCAUUUAGACAAUAUUUUCAAUAACUGUGUAUUAAACAAAGUGUAUCUACAUUCACACAAUUCAUUUAUGUUUCAUAUACACCUUAUACACACAGCCUGGAGGUCAUUUAAUACAAUAUUUUUAAUAACUUUGUGUAUUAAACAAAGUUUGUGUACAUUGAGCCAUCAAAAACAAAGCUUUCACUCUCUCACUCAAAAAAGUCCGUAUUUCGGAAUAUUUGGAUAUGGGAUAUUCAACCUGUAUGUGUGUGUGUGUAUAUAUAUAUAUAUAUAUAUAUAUAUAUACAUACUCUAAAAUGUAAAUACUGUUUAUGGGGCUACUUUUUUAUUCAGAGGUAAAACAUAAAUAUAAAUAGUAUGUUACCGUAAAUGGAUUCCCAUGUGCUAGUGAUAGAAGUGAUCAUGGUGUUAUGUGAUAAUAUUUGACUAUUGGGUAAUAUUUUUAAUUUCUUAUUGUUUUAAAUAAUAUAAAAUAAUUAUGUUUAAUACGUCAUUUGUAAUACCCAGUAAUAGUACUAAGAUUAUAUCAGUGGCGUAUCUAUAAUGGGUGCAGUGUGUGUGGUACACAUGGGGCCCCUGGGUCCAGGGGGACCCACACCGCGCACCUUGCACCCAUUUUUUAAAUACUCUCUCCGGAGUCUCCUGCCAGCGGCAGCAUGUAUCACAAAUCUCCUUGAAAAUGGCGUGGCGGACAUUUUCCCGUAGUUACUGCAUGCGCAGUAAGAAAAUCUCUGGAAAAAUAUCCACUGCGCAAUUUACCCAGAGAUUUGUGCAUGUGCAAUAGAGUCUGUGCCCAUCUAGUGCUCAGACCCUAUUGCGGUCACCGGGUUCCGGCUGCAGAGGGGGAGGCCUGGAGGGAGGAGGUUGCACACGGCCCUCCUCCUCUGUUAAAACGCCCAUGGAUUAUAUACACGGUUAAAGGGUGUUAAAUUGAUGUAACGAGAAAUCUCAUUUAGUACACAGUAAUCCUGGAGUCACAUCACCUUCUUUGUCAUUAUUUGAUAUACAUUUCGUAGGGACAAGACCCAUUUAACCAAAACAAAAUAACAACAUGCCAGCAUAAUUGGUAUUUCUAAAUAGAUUUUGUGCUAUAUGUACUUAACAGUGCUAAGCCUUAAGGCUGCCUAAAGCAAAUUCAACUGAAAGUGCCUUUAGGCUUAGCAGUGUUCUGACAUAUCCUAAAAAAUGUGAAGAUACAGCAAAGCCACUAAGCACGUACCAAAGAGUCCCCGGAGCUUUUGUCUCACUGCAAUGUUUAACCUGAUAUGGAAUGCUAAAUUGCAAUAUGUUAAAAAUCCAUCAUAGUGCUUUGUUUUAUAGAGUUAAUAAAUAGUAAUUUGAA
Pseudophryne corroboree (corroboree frog) is the source of this 4155-nucleotide messenger RNA. RefSeq names its product FTO alpha-ketoglutarate dependent dioxygenase (gene FTO). Gene Ontology annotation, biological process: regulation of multicellular organism growth; RNA repair; DNA alkylation repair. The coding region runs from base 112 to 1689 and encodes 525 amino acids. NCBI's taxonomy places the organism in Eukaryota, Metazoa, Chordata, Amphibia, Anura, Myobatrachidae. The record is from RefSeq and is a predicted model, not a curated record. Gene Ontology annotation, molecular function: mRNA N6-methyladenosine dioxygenase activity; ferrous iron binding; broad specificity oxidative DNA demethylase activity. The transcript is spliced from 9 exons.